Molecule: messenger RNA, 1599 nt
Organism: Botrytis fragariae
Lineage: Eukaryota; Fungi; Ascomycota; Leotiomycetes; Helotiales; Sclerotiniaceae
Exons: 3
Coding region: 1-1599 (532 amino acids)
Source: RefSeq, a predicted model, not a curated record
AUGCCUACAGCAAAGAAAGCAAAAGUUUCGAAGUUGAAUGGUGAGGAGAAGCCAAAAUUUGACGUUCCAAAAGGCAACAAAUCGGCGCAGGAAACACCGGAUGCCAGUUCUGCCAUUGAACCUAAUGCACAAAUAGAAGUGUCUUCCGCACUUCCUGAGGUGCAUCAACUCCUUCAAAGCUUUUCCGAAGAACAAAUCGCACUGGUGUUAUCAAUCUUGAAAGCAAAGCCAGAUGGAAUAUCAGUGAAAGAUUAUUUGAAUGAGUUCCGAGAAUCGAUCAUACUCGAAGAAUCACGAAGUAAUCGCAUGGUAGAUUCAGGAGAGUAUUGGAAACGGCAGUUCGAAAGCCAAUGUAUUCGUACACAUGAACUUCAGACUCGCGUCAGAAGUCUACAGAAGAGCCUACAACGCUGUCGUAUGUCAUCUAUAAGAUCUGAAGAUUCUGAAGAAGAGGAAAUCCCGAGUAUCGCCCGGCGCUUCUCUGAGUCUCAUAAGGACCAACCUUUGGAACCCGGCAAAAAGAAGAAAAGAAGAAGAAAUGAAAGUCUAGAUACUAUCCCGAAUGAAGACGAUGAAAUAGGAACCGAUAUAUUGGGACAUAAUCAUGAUCAUAUGAUGGUUGCUACUUAUCUAUAUGAAAUCAAUAAAUUUCGUCGAUCUCUUCACGCUGAAUCAGCGAUCACCUCGUGCCGUGAGCUGAUAGUAUUGAGUUGGAAGGCAAUCUCCGACUGCAUUCCCAAAUAUAUCAAUGUCAGAGGAACAAAUUACCAUACAAAAGACAUCAAAUGCCUAGCGCAUCUUAUGAGCGAGAUUGUUGAGUGCCAGAAGAGCUGCGUUGGGGUUUCAACUGAGCAUUACAAAACUAUCGCGGGAAGAGAGUUGGUGAGGAAAUCGAAUAUUACAUAUUUCAUGUGCUCUUUCUUCGAUAAAGCUUUGAACGAGAUGCACAGGCUGUGCAUUACGAAAGCCAAACUUCCAAUUCGUUCAGACAAUUCGGCAUCAGACCGCGUCGAAGUUUCUGCGGAUAACAAUGAACCCUUGAUGAUACGAUUUUUAGCCAACCUUUUAAUCAGCAUUCUUCGAAACAUCAGUUGGCAACAGAAGAAUGACCUGCAUAAACAGACAUUUGAAGGCAUGCUCGCAAUCAUACUCGAUCACACCGGUAAAAUGCUUUCCGAAAUCAUAUUCAAGGAAGACGUUGCCAGUUCCAGAUUACCGGGAAACGUUAGUUCUGGAGAACCCUUCCUUCGUCUAUCUCCAAACGAGUCUACAUUAAAGUCCAAAUACCUUAUUUACAUACUUGAGAUGGCACUCAAAAUCCAAAAGGAAAAUAUGGGUACUGGACCAACAGAAGAACUUCUAAAGGUAGCCAAAAAAAAAAUCCAGAAUACACUUAAGAAUAGUAUAAUUGGAGGAAACUUAUCGGGGUUGAAGGUGCCGGACCAAAUUGUGGAGGAACCAGUUGAUAUUCCGGAAUUGGAAGGAUUAGAGAUGUAUGGGGAAGAGUGGACCAUACAAUGUGUGUUUACGAUGAUCGAAAUGGAUGAAGAUGAGGAUAGUGAGGAGGUAGGAGGUAGUGGGGAGGCAGUUGUGGGUUGA